UGCCGGCCUUAUGGACUUUGGAUCUUCUUCCUGUUGCACGUUGGCUCUGUUUGCUUGUUUGGACUGUCUCGCCUGGUUUGGACCUGUGCCUGCAUAUGUCAGCUCUGGCUGUUCCCCUGCUUGAACUACUGUGACACAAGAAACUCGAGUCUGUCGAAGGCAAGCGAGUCGUGAGCAAGAAGCCGCUGAGGAGGAACAAAGACAGAAAAACUAAAAGCCAUGGCUGUGAAUAAAUGCAUCAAAUACCUUCUCUUCUUCUUCAACCUUCUUUUCUGGAUUAGUGGUUGCAUCAUCCUGGGCGUCUCCAUCUACUUGAAAGUCAGCAAGGAUGGAAACCAGAUCACGAACGAAUCUCUCCCCGGCAUCGACCUGAUGAUCGCCAUCGGCGUGAUCAUCAUGGUGCUCGGCUUUCUGGGCUGCUGUGGAGCCAUCAAAGAGAACCGCUGCAUGCUGCUGAUGUUCUUCGUCAGCCUCCUCAUCAUCUUCAUCCUCCUGCUGGCGGCAGGCAUCUUGGGAGCCGUGGGUGAGAAGAAGGUGAAGGACUGGGUGAAGGAACGUCUGGGAAAGUUCACCCCGCUGUCAAAGCAACCACAAAGCGUGAGAGACGACCUGGAGAAGCUGCAGCGGGAGCUGAAGUGUUGCGGUCUCGUGAACGGACCCGGAGACUGGGAGAAGAUUCCCGACUCGUGCCGCUGUAACGCCACCGACACCGACUGCAACAACAGCAAAGUUUACUCCACGACCUGCUCCGCCAGGAUCGUCACCUGGAUGGAGAAAAACAUGGAGGUGGUGAUCGGAAUCGCCUUCGCCAUCGCCAUCCUGCUGAUCUUCGGCAUGGUCUUCGCCAUGAUCCUCUACUGUCAGAUCGGCAGGAAGGACUCCGUGUCAACCAACGCCUGAACACCGGCGCUGCCGAUCAGCAGCGUGUGCCUAAAUGAACCCAUGUAACAUGUAACAUGUAUCCUCAGUGCUUCUGUAACUUAACCUGUGCUUUUACUGUGAAGGAAUACGCUGAUGUUUGAAUUUGUGUCUUAAAAGAACACAAAUAAAACAGUUAGUUCUGUCAUUAUAUAUCAAAUCAGAGCGUUCCUUUAACUUUAAAGAAAACGUAA
This is a messenger RNA of Larimichthys crocea (large yellow croaker), 1112 nucleotides long. Its product is annotated as tetraspanin-8. The transcript has 9 exons. Gene Ontology annotation, cellular component: plasma membrane. Lineage: Eukaryota; Metazoa; Chordata; Actinopteri; Sciaenidae. The record is from RefSeq and is a predicted model, not a curated record. Bases 220 to 900 code for a protein of 226 amino acids.